This is a messenger RNA of Meleagris gallopavo (turkey), 1333 nucleotides long. RefSeq lists its product as uncharacterized. Gene Ontology annotation, biological process: nodal signaling pathway; heart development; blood vessel development. The record is from RefSeq and is a predicted model, not a curated record. Gene Ontology annotation, molecular function: nodal binding; activin receptor binding. NCBI's taxonomy places the organism in Eukaryota, Metazoa, Chordata, Aves, Galliformes, Phasianidae. Gene Ontology annotation, cellular component: cell surface; extracellular region.
AUGAGCCGGAACGGCGCCAGUUCCUCACGGAGGAGGGAGGGCCGCGCCACUGCGUUGCGCUCCGCCCGGGGGCGGCCCCAGCGCUUUAAAUACGGCGGGGCCAAGGAGCGCUCACUCGGCUCCGCGCAGAGCUAUGGCUCCCGAGCGGCCCCCGCCGGCCUUCGAGGCGCCGGGAAGGAGAGCGGGCUGCAGGUGUGGCGCGUGGAGCGGCUGGAGCUGGUGCCGGUACCUGCCAGCCGUCAUGGGGACUUCUUCGUCGGGGACGCCUACCUGGUGCUGAACACCGUGCGUCGCGGAGCCGCCGUCGCCUACCGCCUGCACUACUGGCUCGGGCUUGGAAGUUCACUUUUGCAGGUUACCUUGCAGAACUGUGGAGAAAAAUUUAUGAAGAAGCAACAGUUCUAUUCAGCACAAGUACUAAAUAAUGCUGAUAUAUCAGUACAGGGGGCGAGCCGGCCCCUCAGCUGGGGCCCGGCGGCGGCCUGCAACCCGCGCUGCCUGCACGGCGGGUUGUGCCUCGGCAACGGCACCUGCCUCUGCUCCAAGGGCUACGAGGGCGAGCUCUGUCAGCACGCAACAUGUUAUCCAAAAUGCAAAAAUGGUGGAGAGUGCCUGAGACCUGGAAAAUGCCGAUGUCCACCUGGCUAUGGGGGCAGAUACUGUCAUAAGGUAAGCUGUGAGGGAGGCUGUCAAAAUGGCGGGGAAUGCAUCUCUGUCAAUGGGGUUGUGAAGUGCCUUUGUGCUUCCGGCUGGACAGGAUCAAGAUGCCAGGAAGCAAUUUGCCCUCAAGGUUGCCGGAAUAAUGGAGCUUGUGUGGCUCCUGGGAUUUGUAGCUGUCCAGCUGGAUGGGUCGGUGGAGCAUGUCACUUAGCUGUAUGUAAACUACCUUGUCAACAUGGAGGAAAAUGCAUAGCUCCAAAUGUGUGCAGAUGUCGGCUGCCCUACUCUGGUCUACAGUGCACAAAGAAAAGAAAGGAAUGAAACAGCUUCUGCAAAGAUAAGCUGCAUUUUCUUCUUGUAACUCUUCAUGCAGAGAUAAAAUCUGGGGGAAGAGAUAGGGGGAACUUAAGUGGUAAUUAGUUGAAGUCAGGUAGCUUUUUGUCUUUAGUAUUCUGAGUAAAUUCAUUUCUCUAUGAAGGACAAGUAUUGCUGAUAGUAAUAAAGCUGUUAAGAAUAUCCAACUGUGUGUAGUGUAUGAUGCACUCUACUGUAUGUGUAGUAUAUGUUUUUCUGCUGUUCCCACUUUUCUUCGUAAGCAGAGCUGUUAUGUCUUGGUUGAUAGAGCUGACCUUGAAGUAAAACUUACUCUUCAAAUAAAAUACUUCAGAUCGGA